Messenger RNA from Mycetomoellerius zeteki, 1691 nucleotides. RefSeq names its product synaptotagmin 20 (gene Syt20). The record is from RefSeq and is a predicted model, not a curated record. NCBI's taxonomy places the organism in Eukaryota, Metazoa, Arthropoda, Insecta, Hymenoptera, Formicidae. The transcript has 10 exons. Gene Ontology annotation, molecular function: phosphatidylserine binding; calcium-dependent phospholipid binding; SNARE binding. Gene Ontology annotation, biological process: calcium-ion regulated exocytosis. Bases 319 to 1650 code for a protein of 443 amino acids. Gene Ontology annotation, cellular component: exocytic vesicle; plasma membrane.
AGAGGCGUAGAACCUCCUAAGGGGAACGCCUAUCUUUGUCUUGACGUAUACGCAUUUGUUCACUUGACUGAUUGUGAGGACGCAAAUGGCCACGUACGUCUGUGCUUACGAAGCAGAAUGGAGCAUUUAAUCGAUUAAGUCAGUUACCGAAUAAAGUGCAAUCGCAAAUUUGCGCUCGCGAGUGUAUAAACGCAAAUUACGAAUUCAUCACUAUAGGAUUGCAACAUGAUUAAGCGAGUAUCGUGUAAAUACUUGCAAAAAGUAAUCGAUAAUUGAAUUCAGAUCAUCCAUCAUAGGCGAUGUUGUGAUUUUCAUUGAAUGUUACACGAAGAUUUUUUAGGCCCGUGGGGCCUGUUAAUUAUAAUUGUGAUAGGAGUAGGAAUCAUCCUGAUCGCGUUGCUCCUGUUCGUCUGUUUUCUCAUGCCCGGUUGUAUCGGCUAUGAAUGCUUCAGAAAACAAAGCAAAGAGGUCAAAAGUGCGCCUCUGCAAACGAAGAAUCAAGAGAAGGAGAACUUAAAAUUAAAUGACGUCAGCUAUAGAUCUUGGAGACUCGGUAGUCUAUAUGAAAAUGACAAUAAUGGUACUAUUAGUGAGAAUGCAGAAUCUCAGAGAAACUCGUUCAAUUCUAUCACUGCUCAGUAUAAGAAUAUGGACUGUUCUUCUACACUGAAUUUGAUUUAUCCAGAUAAACAGAAAAAUGAUAAAAAGGUGAAAGAGUUUCCGAUCGAAUUGACAAUGAGCUUGCAAUAUUUGCCGCCCUGUGAUAAUAUUAUCCCCGGAAAGCUCGUUAUCGGUAUUGAAGCGCUGUGUGGCCUUCCUCCCAAACAAUAUAACGGUACAUUGGAACCUUACGUUGCAGUGAAUAUUAUGAAACAGUCAUGGAGCUACAAAAAGCGGCAAAAAUUGCAUAGUUUUAGAACAAGGGGCAUCAAGCAUACCGCCAGUCCGAUUUACAAAGAGACUUUUGCUAUUGCAAACACAAAGCCACAGGAAGCUAAGGAAUGGAUAUUAGAUAUCACUGCGUAUGAUCAUGACAGAUACGCAAAUCACACAGAAUUAUGUUCGCUUAAGGUAUUGCUAAAAGAUAUGAAGAAGAUAUUUUACAACCCGGAAAUUCACAUGUUUAAUUAUAAAAUGAAGCCGUCUUAUCAGGAAUUUGGCAACAUUUUGUUAGCUGUAAGCUAUCUACCCACUGCAGAAAGGCUAACUAUUAACAUUAUGAAAUUGCGCGAUAUUAAAUUUAUACCAACUGUGUUGAGUUUAAAUGAAUUUAAUCCAUACGUUAAAGUGUUAAUGUUAAACGGAAAGACGGGGAAAAAAAUGAAGAAAAAGAAGACCAAAUACUUGCGCACGAUUGCACAGCCAGAAUUUAAUGAGACUUUGACAUUUAAUUUAGCAGUUACACAACUCGAUACCGUCCAAUUUUUAGUGGUGCUUUGUAGCAAGGUUUUCCCGGAAGGAUUGCCUGCCAAUACCGCCGACGCUAGUGACAGUGAAGAUUCUGUCAGUUCAUUCAAAAGGUCUACCGAUACUUUUAUCGGUAAAGUGGCUCUUGGAAAAGGUGUGAGAGGUUCGACGGAAAGAUUGCAUUGGUUCUCAGUGCUUCAAAAUCCAAGGAAACUUGUUACUGUCUGGCAUACUUUGAAAUAAAAGCCAUUUGUUAUUUUAUUAUACAUAUAUUAUACAUGUUA